AUGGCUAACUCGUGUGCCGUGCAGGUGAAGCUGGAGCUGGGGCACCGCGCCCUGGUCUGCAAGAAACCCACCGUGGAGGGAUUCACCCACGACUGGAUGGUGUUCGUGCGCGGUCCGGAGCACAGCAACAUACAGCACUUUGUGGAGAAAGUCGUCUUCCACUUGCACGAAAGCUUUCCAAGGCCAAAAAGAGUGUGCAAAGAUCCACGUUACAAGGUAGAAGAAUCUGGGUAUGCUGGUUUCAUUUUGCCAAUUGAGAUUUAUUUUAAAAACAAGGAAGAACACAAGAAAGUUCGAUUUGAUUAUGACUUAUUCCUGCAUCUUGAAGGCCAUCGUUCCGCUGAAAAAAAACAGACAAAAGAGAAAUCUCAUGUCAAGAUGGGAAAGGUCAAAAUUGAAAGUGAGACAUCAGAGAAGAAAUCAACUUUACCGCCCUUCGAUGAUAUUGUGGACCCCAACGACUCAGACAUGGAGGAGAAUAUGUCCUCUAAAUUGGAUUCUGAACAGCCCAGUCCUGCCAGUUCCAGUUCCAGUUCCAGUUCCAGCUCCAGCUCCAGCUCCAGCUCCAGCUUCACACCGGCUCAGACCAGGCAACAAGGUCCUUUGAGGUCUAUAAUGAAAGAUCUACAUUCUGAUGACAAUGAGGAGGAAUCUGAUGAGGCGGAGGAUAAUGGCAAUGACUCUGAAAUGGACAGACCUGUAAAUAGAGGAGGAAGUCGAAGUCGCAGAGUUAGCUUAAGUGAUGGCAGUGACAGUGAGAGCAGCUCUGCGUCUUCACCUCCCCAUCACGAACCUCCGCCGCCCUCAUUAAAAACCAACAGCAACCAGAUUCUUGAAGUGAAAAGUCCAAUAAAGCAGAGCAAAUCAGAUAAGCAGAUAAAGAAUGGCGAGUGUGACAAGGCAUACCUGGAUGAACUGGUGGAGCUUCACAGAAGGUUAAUGACACUGAGAGAAAGACACAUCCUGCAACAGAUUGUGAAUCUUAUAGAAGAAACUGGACACUUUCAUAUCACAAACACAACAUUUGAUUUUGACCUUUGCUCAUUGGACAAAACCACAGUCCGUAAACUACAGAGUUACCUGGAAACUUCUGGAACAUCCUGA
Messenger RNA from Elephantulus edwardii (Cape elephant shrew), 1104 nucleotides. RefSeq names its product protein AF-9-like. The record is from RefSeq and is a predicted model, not a curated record. The transcript has 2 exons. Gene Ontology annotation, biological process: regulation of DNA-templated transcription. Gene Ontology annotation, cellular component: super elongation complex. Bases 1 to 1104 code for a protein of 367 amino acids. NCBI's taxonomy places the organism in Eukaryota, Metazoa, Chordata, Mammalia, Macroscelidea, Macroscelididae.